ACCCCAGGCGCAGAUAUUGGCUGGGACGAGACCUCCUCCGCCCCCAUAUAUCCCCCCAAGAUCCUCGUGCCCGAUUUUACCACCCUCAUUUCUCCCUUCCUCUCCUCCGCUCCCAUCCGGCCUCCAUUCCUCUUCACCCGGAACAACCAGUCGCUCAUUAACAGAGUCUUGCGCUCGUUCCAUUCGUUUCUCCUGCGAUACCCGGCAACUUCAGCUCUACAGCCGUUGCGCUUUGCACCAUUUUGCCCGUUCCUGUCGCAAAUACACCGACCGACCUCGCGCGUCUCGUUUCAAUUGACUGAGCUUCAAUCAAUCGACCAAGAUGCUUGCCAAAUCAUUUACCGCAAUGGCGGUUCUCGCCCUCGCGGCAAACGUCGCUGCCGAGCGAUUGCCUUAUCAGCCCCAUGCAAUGAAGAUGUCGGUCCGCGAGCUGUUCGGUGUGAUGCGUCGUCAAGACACCCCGGGAUACCAACCUGAGCAGGCCAAUUGCAACAGCGGCAGCACCUGUGAGGAGGCUUGCGGCGCGGGCUAUCAGACAUGCUCUUCUAGCGACAGCGAAAUCCACUGCUUUAACCCGAAUGCCGGAGAGAUUUGCUGCCCAAACAAGUCUGGCGCCUCUUGCGAAGCCGGCUACUACUGCACAUCCGACGAACAGAACGAGACAUGGUGCUGCCCCGAGGGCAUGGACCUGGUCGCUUGCGCCGCCGCCUACAGCAUUCCCGGUAAACUGGUGUCGCAGACUCCUCCGCCCGCGACCUCCACCUCGGCCAGCCCUUCCAGCACCAGCCAGCCAUCCACGACCACAAGCAUCACCAGCGAGGUCGUCUCCAAGAACAGCACCACCACCACCUCCAGCGUCAAGACCACCGCCAAGCCGACUGGCGGUAGCUCCGGCUUUGCCCCUACCAACGGGACGACCGUUUCGGUUGGCGCGCCCCCCGCUCCGACCGGCACCGCUCUUCCGACCGGCGCCGCUAGCGUUGUCGGACCCGCAAGCGCGUUUAUCCUCCUGGCAGCCGGUCUUGCCGCGCUUCUCUAA
Molecule: messenger RNA, 1039 nt
Organism: Canariomyces notabilis
Lineage: Eukaryota; Fungi; Ascomycota; Sordariomycetes; Sordariales; Chaetomiaceae
Exons: 3
Coding region: 323-1039 (238 amino acids)
Source: RefSeq, a predicted model, not a curated record